Alligator mississippiensis (American alligator) is the source of this 5827-nucleotide messenger RNA. Its product is annotated as heparan-alpha-glucosaminide N-acetyltransferase. The record is from RefSeq and is a predicted model, not a curated record. The transcript is spliced from 17 exons. Lineage: Eukaryota; Metazoa; Chordata; Crocodylia; Alligatoridae. The coding region runs from base 627 to 2183 and encodes 518 amino acids.
UCAUGAAGCCCUUAAAUUUACAGAGACUGAUUGGGGCUGUAAUGAAAUUAAUUGUGAAUUUGCCUUUUUAACUUAUUCUGAGCUCUGAGGAAGACACUCUGCAAUACAGUGCUAAAAUAGGUCAUAGUUUAGUAGCUGUUCCUUUUGGUACAGUAUGCCCUCACAUUAUAGAAUAAGGACUUUACAUUAAAACAACUAACAAAAGCCAAAGGUUUACUUUAGUAAGAAUAAUUGCAAGGAACAGAUUCAAUAGUACAGAAAGUUACUACUGAGCAGAGGUAAAACUAAUUCAAGAGAGGAAAUAGAAAGGGGGAGGGGAAAGGCCACUUCCAACAGCUAAUAAGAAACAGCUGCUGUUGCUUUUGCAAAAGAACACUCAGCCCUGCAUGCACUUGUGGCCUAAAAUAUAAUAUACCCCAGCUUUAUCCUUUCACCAUGAUUAUUGUGUGGGAGAGGCUUAUUUCAUAAAGGAAACUUCUCUCUCUUUUCUGUUUGGCUAUUGUUCUAGUAAAAUCUGUUCCUGGAGCAGAGAAAAGUGUCUAUACCAGAUCCUUCUCACGGUGGGGCCUGGUUCAACAACUGCACCUUCAAAUGGGAGCGUGGUUGUCAGUACGCGCUUCACUUUGAUGUUUGAGGUAUUUGCUGAAAUUAAUACAACCAGUCCUGUUUGCAGAUGGAGUGAAUUAUAUGGAGAGCAUGGCUGGUACUUAAUAUCUAUUCAGUCUGUCUCUGAUCAGCACACUCGUGGAAUCUCCUGUACUCACAGCGUGGACAAAGCCCCUGUAAACAGUUACAUACCUCUGUUGGUCGCUUUUGCUAUCCUUGUUGCUGUGGCUCUGAUGUACUUCCUAGGAUCCUUUGUUUCCAAGCUGCAGUGUACAGAAGAAUACUGCCAUCUGCUUCAGCACAAGUGCUUCUUUCUUGUCUUUCAUCAUGAUAACAGCGCUUCAGAAAGCACAAGGACAGAAGUGGGGAAACCUAAACGUAGACGACUUCUUUCCUUGGACACAUUCAGAGGAUUGUCCCUGACUGUCAUGGUCUUUGUUAACUAUGGUGGUGGGGGCUAUUGGUUCUUUGAACACACUCCAUGGAACGGUCUAACAAUUGCAGAUCUUGUCAUGCCAUGGUUUGUUUUUAUCCUUGGGACUUCAGUGGCUCUGGCUUUUUCUGCCAUGUUAAGAAGAGGAGUGACGCGCGUACAACUCUUGCGUAAAAUGAUGUGGAGGACCGUUGUUUUACUGGCGAUUGGGGUCUUUUUCCUCAACUACGGUCCUGCAGAUGGCCCAUUAUCAUGGAGCUGGGCAAGAAUCCCAGGUGUUUUACAACGUCUAGGCUUUACCUACUUCACAGUGGCUUUGAUGCAGACCUGCUUCAGUGUAAAGGAUGUAGAGAAAUAUCAGAAUGGUAACUGGUGGGCUCCAGUCAGAGAAAUUGUUCUCUACUGGCCAGAGUGGAUAAUCAUUGCUGUUCUGGAGACAAUAUGGCUCUGCCUAACAUUUCUACUCUUGGUACCUGGGUGCCCCAGGGGUUACCUUGGUCCUGGAGGGAUAGGAGAUGAUGGAAAAUACCCUAACUGCACAGGCGGAGCAGCAGGUUACAUUGAUAAGUGGUUGCUUGGAGAAGAUCAUAUCUAUCACUACCCUACCUGUAAGGAAUUAUACAAAACUACGCAGCCUUUUGAUCCUGAGGGUGUUUUGGGUACAAUCAACUCAGUUGUGAUGGCUUUCUUUGGUCUACAGGCUGGAAAGAUUACCCUAUUGUACCGUAAACAACCCCUGAGCAUUUUAAAGAGAUUUCUCAUCUGGGCUGUUUUGCUGGGCAUUAUCUCGGCCAUCCUAACCAAGUGUACGCAAAAUGAAGGAUUCAUUCCCGUCAAUAAGAACCUCUGGUCUCUGUCCUUUGUUACUACACUAAGCUGUUUCUCCUUCAUACUCUUAGGACUUAUGUUCUAUGUUAUUGAUGUAAAAAACUGGUGGGAUGGACAGCCCUUCAUAUAUCCAGGGAUGAAUUCAUUCUUUGUCUAUGUUGGGCACUCAAUCCUGGGCAGCUACUUCCCUUUCAACUGGGAAAUGAAGUUCCCGGACUCGCAUGCUGAACCUCUCUUCCAGGACCUGCUGGGCACAUCUCUUUGGGUCUUUGUCGCUUAUUUCCUCUACAGAAAGAAGUUCUUCUUGAAAAUAUAAUUGUAUUAAUAACAGAGCACUGAUUUUCUUUUUUCCCAUGAGACUUCACUGUGAAUGUUGUUUAAUAAGAUGCAUGUUUGUUUAGUAACAGUGAUUCAGGUGAUUUCAUGUAGUAGGGAGAAUAAAGGAUGGUGACAUUAAUCAGGUAUUUUAUUCUGCAUUGAUAAGAACUCAAAUUGACAUAAGGGGCCUUUAACAAAUGCUUGAAACAAAAAUUAACUCUUCAGAAAGUCAGAAAAGGAUAGUCAUUUCAUAGUUCACGUUGGAUGCAUCUACACAUGUGCUUUAGUGUGGAGUAGACUAAUUAGAUCUUCAGUAAAGUAUCACCAUUUACAUGUGUGUUGGUAUUAGGGUGCAGUAAAUUAAUUAACUCUGCUGUAAGAUGAUACUGUCAGGGACAGUACUAUCUUACGACAGAGUAAUUUACUGCACUGAAAUAUACAUGUGGACACUGACCACAGGCAUAAAUUGUGCCCAGUCAGCCCAGCUAACCAAGGGCCUGCUCUGCCCUGGCUCAAAUUGCUGCUGCCUCGGGUGUAUAUGUAGACGCUGCACCUGGGAGAAGUUUCCUUUGGCUCAAAUGGCUCCAGAGAUUAUCACAUUACAUUAAUUGCACAUGUAGAUAUAUCCACUAUGGAGAAAAAACUGAGAUUAACAUUUUCAACACAGACUAUGGGAUUUACAGCACCACCUUUAAUAAUGGAUGAUGCAUGUCCCAAACCUCUCAACUGCUUUGAAAAUCCAGAGUAUUUAAAAAAAAAAAAAGUAUGCGUGUGUGGGGGGUGGGGAGCACAUAGGAACUUAUAUCAGUCUUGUUUUACCAAUAUUGGUUUGUAAGCUAUUUGGCAAACAUGGGCUAAAAUUUGAGGGAAUUUGAACCAAAAAAGUGGAGUUUUGUACUUCUGCAUGCUUCAGAUUUUUUGAGACUGGAUGCAUUAACUUCUCUGUCUUGGUUUCUCCAUCUACAAAAGGAGAAUAUUACAACACUUAUUGUGCCUCACAGGAGCAUUCUGAGGCAUUUUUCACACAAUACUUGCAAAAUGUUUUGCAAUACAUCAAAGGAAGGAGCUAUAAAAUGGAAAAGUACUUAUUACAUAGUUCAUUAUUUAAAACGGGUUCUAUAAUGAUUUUCCAUCUAAUUCAACAUUAAGUUUUUUUCCAAAAUGAUCUCCUCUUUGGGACUAUUGGCAUAUGAAUGGCUUUUCAGUUGUUCAGUUCCUGUGAUUUUUCCUGAGAUGUAAGUAGUUGAGAGAGGGACAUUUGCUGCUUUGAAUCUUGUUCAGACUAAUCAAUCAGGACAGAAAGUGAAGGCAGUUAUUAAAAUUCAAAUGGCAUUUCCACUUCCUGCAAAAAUGUUUUUUAUUAUUAUGGCUAACUGUGUCAGCAGUCAGACUAGACAUGGACUUGCUGCCAAUUAAUAUAAAAAUUCCUUUGCUGGUGUGGAGGAUGGUCAGGAGGAAACUGUUUUACUACUUUGUUCGAUAUUUCUUUCUCCAGCCCUCACCUUAACUGAGGUAUUGGAUCUUUGAGUCAGUAUGACUGGGAUUUAAUCAUUAUUUCACUGUGAUCUAUCAUAUUUCAUUAAAGAUCGAAGCACAAUCAGUUGAAUUUGGUGCAAAUAUUAAACUGUGAAGUAGGAUUAUGCAUUUUAGUAACACAUUGGCAUGGAUAUAGUGAGACUGGAAAGAUCAGGGAAAGUUUACUUGGUCAGAGAGGCUACUUUCAUGGGUGAGCAAUAGAACUAGCAGCAAUUUUGUUGCUGUGAGUGAUGGAAUUUUAGAAGUGAAGGAACAUCUUUGUAUUAUAACAUCCAUUCUCCUGCACCAGCAAAGCAUAUCGAAUCAAUCCAUGUCCUUUGCUGUAGUUUUUAGAGGAUUUUGUCUGUAAUCAUUUAAAAUCUUUUGGGACCAGAACAUUUUUUUAAGGUAGUGCCCUGCUGAUCUGUACCGUUUUGAGUUGUCUUGUCCCACUAUAGAAAUGAAUGGCUGUAGCUCUGCUAUGACUGUAAUGCAGAGGUAGCCACCCAUGGUUUGUUGUAUGUGGUUCCUGGGCAUUUUAGAAGCAUAUCCUGAAGAAAGAGAAGUAGCAUGCAGAUCACUGAUUUGAGGCAUGUGCAUCUCAGACUCGGAAGUUAUCUGCUUAGUGGCUCUCAUAGCUAAAAAUCCUAUAGUGUCUAGCAAGAAACGGCAGACUCAGCAAUGUGGAUACUGGUUUUAAUAGUACCUGCAUGGGGAGACAGUCCAGUUCAAAACAACUCCCUCACUUGUUAUCCAAAAAGGAAUCGCACCAUACUACAUCACAUUGUGAAUAGAUAUCACAUACCAAAAUUGCACCUAAAGAUAAACAUCUUGGAGAAGAACAGCUGCUUCUUAUAAGAACAGCAAACCAUCUGUUUUACCAUGGAGAACAAUUUUGGCUAAAGGUAUCUGUGUGCUAAUCAAAUUGCUUCCUUCCUAGUUUGUGCAGUUUCAGAGCUCUUCUUGGAAGACUGAAUUUGGGUGCAACUUUCCUCCUGUUGCAUAAGAACAGAAUGUUAACAAUGAAUUUUUAAAAGGUCAUUGUAUGGGCUAUGAGUGUAAAUGUGUAGUAGAUGGUAUUCAGAAUGAAAUACAGGCAAGUGCCCUUUUGGUUAAGAUCAAGUUUAACAUCAGUUUAAUAUCUGAUCCAUCCUGCAUUUAUAGAAGGACAUGCUUAAGGAAUUUACGUAUUUUUUAUCUUGGACUUCUGUGGUACUAUAUGAUGGUAAAAACUCAAAACCAAUAUGUAGCAGCCUUUAAAAAAUGGACCCACCUGAACAGAAUGGGAAGGGCUGCCUGGCAGAGAGACAGAGUUUGUCCCAGAGGGGACACUGUAGGCUCUGAAGGCAAGUGAAGCUGUUUUGGAAGCAGCCCUGUUGGAAGUGGGAAGGGUGAUGUAACCCCAGCAAAGUUUUGAAAGAGAGCCCAGAGGGCUGAGGGACAGGCUGGAGACCGGAUUCAGAGUCUCAACGCAGUGGUCCCUCGAAGAGCCCCUGAGAGAGGCCUGCAGGAGCAGCAGUGGAGAAGCUGAGGCGGCAGGAUCAGGCUGGGACUGCUUGUGUGGAGAAUCCAAACCUGGAGAGACCUGACUGCAGCUGGUGUGGCUGGGUGAGCACAGCAGAGCCGGGGGGACAGGACUGCUGGAGUCUGCCCUAGUUUCCCUGAUGGGUGAGGGGCCCCAGGGGCAGGCAAAGCCCAGGGAGGGGCUGCAUUUGCCGGGGCUGUGAGGCUGUGUGGGGCAGGAGGGUUGCUAGAGCCUGCAGCCCAGACACUGCUCCCAGCAGAGCCAGGGAAGGGGGGCAAAGGCAGGGGAAGGCUGUCUUGUAGGAACUGCAGAGGAGUCGCUGCUUGCUGCCCGGAGACCCCAGGAGCACGGAGACGGACACCAGCGCCAGGGAGUGUCCACAGGCCACGUGCAGGAACACAGACAGUCCCGCUCCCUGAGAUACCCCGCUGGGGCAGUGCACACGGGAUCCCCAGUACACCGUGUGCAAGUGAGAGACUGUGCAAAUAAGUUUAUUAGAUUAUUAUUAUUAUUAGAGGGUUUAUUAGUUGGUAUAUCCAUGUGCUUAUUUAAUGAUUAUUUGUUAUGUUGUAAAUAAUUAAAUCUUGCAAAUAGUUUGAGAA